CUCUCUCUCUCUCUCUCUCUCUCUCUCACAAGAAAGACACACUCUUUACUUUCUUUGUUUUGCCAUAGGAUGCCUUCUCAGGGAAGAAGAGGCAGUGCAUUGGUUGCCACCGCAGUGGCCCUGGUGUGCCUGUCGUCGGUGCUUAGUUUUGAGGUGGCUCAGGCAAGAACCUACACGGUUGGUGGUGCCAAGGGCUGGACUUUUGGUGUUAAAAGGUGGCCAGGAAGGAAGCAGCUCUUCAGGGCUGGUGACAUACUUGUGUUCAAUUACUUCGCAGAGCAACACAAUGUGAUGGUUGUGAACAGAGCUGGAUACCGCAGUUGUAACGCCCCGUCUAAUGCCACUUCUUAUUGGACCGGCAAUGACCACAUCACUCUUGUCAAGGGACACAACUUCUUCAUGUGCGGUUUCCCUGGGCAUUGUAGUGCUGGAAUGAGGAUUGCUGUUAAAGCGGCAAAGUAGUCGGGAGAGAGAGAGAGAGAGAGAGAGAGAGAGAGAGAGAGUUGUAGUAGAAAAUGAGCACAAUGUAGUGAAAUAAAACUUUUGUUAACUAGUAGAUCAUAUUCUAUGUUUGGCAUUCAAUUGUUACAGUAUGUUCUUUUGAAGAUGUAACUUGAACAAGUACUAAUGUUAUUGUGAUCGAUCA
This is a messenger RNA of Rhododendron vialii, 646 nucleotides long. RefSeq names its product basic blue protein-like. The transcript has 2 exons. The record is from RefSeq and is a predicted model, not a curated record. Bases 70 to 462 code for a protein of 130 amino acids. Gene Ontology annotation, cellular component: plasma membrane. NCBI's taxonomy places the organism in Eukaryota, Viridiplantae, Streptophyta, Magnoliopsida, Ericales, Ericaceae. Gene Ontology annotation, molecular function: electron transfer activity.